Molecule: messenger RNA, 1058 nt
Organism: Ziziphus jujuba (common jujube)
Lineage: Eukaryota; Viridiplantae; Streptophyta; Magnoliopsida; Rosales; Rhamnaceae
Product: thioredoxin domain-containing protein 9 homolog
Exons: 4
Coding region: 137-772 (211 amino acids)
Biological process (GO): microtubule cytoskeleton organization
Cellular component (GO): cytoplasm
Source: RefSeq, a predicted model, not a curated record
CAAAUGCUAACGCCGUCGUAUUGGCUCUCGUCCUCGCCUACUGCUAUAGACCAAAAAGGAAGAGAGCGGAAUCCAUGUCCGAUAUUUUGCAUUUUGAAACAAAAUCUUUGUGCAACUAAAAAUUUCGAGCUCAGUAAUGGAGAACUCAAAAGUCCAAGAGAUAAUAGAGAAGCAGGUGCUGACGGUGGCGAAGGUGGUGGAGGAGAAGCUUGACGAUGAGAUCGCCGCCAUGGAUCGGCUCGAUAUCGACGAUCUGGAGGUUCUCAGGGAGCGGAGGCUCCAGCAGAUGAAGAAAAUGGCGGAGAAGCGUAGCCGAUGGAUCUCCCUCGGCCAUGGUGAGUACUCGGAGAUUCCAUCCGAGAAAGAUUUCUUCUCUGUCGUCAAGGCCAGUGACCGUGUUGUCUGCCAUUUCUACCGCGAUAAUUGGCCCUGCAAGGUAGUGGACAAGCAUCUAAAUAUAUUGGCUAAGCGGCACCUAGAAACACGUUUUGUAAAGAUCCAUGCUGAGAAAAGUCCAUUUUUAGCAGAGAAACUAAAGAUCGUUGUUCUACCAACCCUUGCGCUUAUAAAGAAUGCCAAAGUGGAUGAUUAUGUGGUGGGCUUUGAUCAACUUGGUGGGACAGAUGAGUUCAGCACAGAGGAGUUGGAGGAGAGGUUGGCUAAAGCGCAGGUCAUCAUUUUUGAGGGUGAAUCAUCCUCCCUAUCGAAGUCUAGUGUGCAUGCCAGGAGUGUGCGACAAAGCGCAAAGUCAGAUUCAUCAGACUCAGAGUAAAACUGCAUUAUAAAUUGUAGCAAAUAUUUUUGGCUUGGUGAUGGAGAGUGGAUUCCUUUCCAUCAUCUUUCAUCAUAUGUUGAGGAAGUAGAGGCGUAUCCACCUGCUAUCAUUUAGUGGUCUAGUUUGUGCUUUAGUAAAAUUUCAGAUGCAUUGUUGUCUACAUGGUAAUACCAUUCAAAUCAUUGCCUUGAUGGUAUUUAGAUGGUACAACUUUUGUAUUCAAAUGGUUUUGCAAGCUUCCAAGGAUAUAAAAAUCCCUAAUUAGUUAUAGAAAUUUGGAAAU